This is a messenger RNA of Armigeres subalbatus, 684 nucleotides long. RefSeq lists its product as uncharacterized. NCBI's taxonomy places the organism in Eukaryota, Metazoa, Arthropoda, Insecta, Diptera, Culicidae. Gene Ontology annotation, molecular function: nucleic acid binding. The transcript has a single exon. Bases 1 to 684 code for a protein of 227 amino acids. The record is from RefSeq and is a predicted model, not a curated record.
AUGUAUGAAGCUGGAAUAUUACGUGUCGGCGGUAGAAUCAAACACGCAAAUCUUGGUUUUGGACAGCGUCACCCGAUUAUACUCCCACCGAAGCAUCAUUUAACAAGUAUUAUCAUCAAUGACUUCCACGAAAUAUAUCUGCACAUCUGGAUUGUUGACGGACGGAAUGUGAUUCAAAAACAGCUUAGAAAGUGUGUUCGUUGUUUUAAGGUUAAUCCACCAGAAAUGAAACGUUACAUGGGAGACUUGCCAAAGUUUCGUGUUACACAAUCGGAAGUGUUCUCAAAGGUUGGUGUCGACUAUGGAGGGCCGUUUCUCAUCAAGACAGGUAAUCCUCGCAAACCAGUGUAUGUAAAAACUUAUGUGCCGCUGUUCGUAUGCAUGGCUACGAAACCAACCUAUAUUGAUUCAUUAACUCAAGCUUUCAUCAACGUCCUUAAACGUUUCGUGGCUCGACGCGGAGUUCCUAUCCAGAUCCACUCCGAUAAUGCCACGAAUUUUAUCGGCGCUAACUCAACACUACAUGAACUAUAUCUGCUGUUCACUCAAAAAGAAACCAAGCAGGCUCUUAGUGACUACUGUUUACCCCAGGAAAUUAAAUGGCUGGUGACAAAUCGGCCAAGCAUCAUAUCAAGCGAGUUAUCGGCGAUGCGAAGUAUACCUACGAUGAAUGGAAUACCUUGA